Molecule: messenger RNA, 1750 nt
Organism: Triplophysa rosa
Lineage: Eukaryota; Metazoa; Chordata; Actinopteri; Cypriniformes; Nemacheilidae
Exons: 5
Coding region: 1-981 (326 amino acids)
Source: RefSeq, a predicted model, not a curated record
AUGGUAACCACACAAGAACGUUCCGCCACUGCGCGCGCCCCGGCCUCUGCUUUCUUUUUCGCGCUCUCAACUCUCCCGCCCACUCGCGAGGCAAUCCCCCUCAGCGACGCUCGAGCGUCACUUUCGCAGCCACGCCUACACUACGACGCUCUGCCCGUUUCUCCGCUACGCACGCAGUGGGCUGUGAACCUGACGCUUAAACCACACCUACUGUUACACGUCAACAUCCUGCUCCUCAGGAUACGCUUCGUCUCUGGUAGUUUAGCUGUGGUGGACUCCUGUGAUAUUUUGCUUUUUGUGUCUCACAGCAUGACUAAAAUGAUUUUGUGUGUAGUAUUUGUCUUACUAAUUUCUGUGCCGGAAGGUUGUCUUCAAUCGGCAUCUACAGAUGUGUCCUCUACUACACUGAGCACUUUUAAAACAAAUUCACAUAACCUGAGCAGUCCAACAGCUCGAUCAAAUUCUGAUAAACUUACAACAACUACAUCAACCGAUGACAGUUCAGCCAUCAGAUCAACUACUGACCAUUCAACAGAUGACAGAUCAACCACUGACACGACAGGCUCUGAAUAUGCUUCUCGAUCACAGACAACACCACUGGAUUUCAAAAGCACCACUGCUCAACAAACAACACAAAUGGAUGUUACAAAGAGAAAUCAAACCACUUUACAAUUUACUUCGCAGUUACAAAAGUCUACUGUUCUGAAAACACCCGAAUCUACAAAUGAAACAGCAUUUCCAACAGGACAAAACAGCACAACCUCCAGCACAGCUCUGGAGAAUAAAGGGGGGCAUGAUGUGGCAGGAAAUCCCGGGCUCAUUGCAGUGCUGUGUAUUUUCUUCAUUACGUUGGCUGUUCUUCUUGUAAUUGUGAUAGUGAAAGUGGUUCGAGCCAGGAGACCACAGUUUGAAAGGCUUGAUGAUGUACCAAUGGGCAAUAUAAGUGAGGAUGCCCCAUUUGCACGCUACCCUCCAAAAUAAAGAAGAGACACGCAUUUUAUUAGAGAAGAAGUGUGUCAUUUUCAAACAGAAAUGCAAAAAUAAUAUUCUAAACGUUUUCAGAUUAUUGGCUUGGCUGUGUCCAAAACUACAGACAGCUGCCUUGCUGCUCCAGAAGAUAAUGUAUUGCUGUACAGCUCUGGGCAUUUAAUGGAGUUCUCAGUUGUGCAUAUAAUUAAUCUCAGAUGUUUCAUGUAAAAUUGCUUAGAAUAAAUAAUAUACAAAUGAGACAAUUGUUAUAACACAUUACGAGUAUGGAGGUGUAAAAUGAAAGUAGAUUAUUGUACUGGUAAAAUCAUCUGGAUUUGGGUAAAUGUGAUGUUUUUAUUUCAAUUAAAAGCACUUUUUAUACCUAGUUAUGUCGUGCAAUACUCCUAUGGUCACUCAUUUUGGUCCUAAAAUGCCACAACCAAGAAAUCAACUUUUAAAUUUUGAUUAGAAAUUAGAAAAAACAAGUCACUUUUGUUCAGAUCAUUUGCUGAAAUUAAAAUAAAAUUUCCAAAAUUGGCUCAAUAUCCUACACCUGGUGCAAAAAGAAAUUACACUUAUGUUUAGUAGAUACUCUCACUGGAGCGUGACGUUUCCAGUUUAGCCUCUAGAUGGCGAUCAAAUCGUUCAUAAGACAUUUAAUGUUGAGCUUCUGUAUAACAUAAGCCAGCUCUUUUAAAGUUAUUUGAGAAAUUGUAAAUGGAAAAAGAUUUUGUUGAUAAAUUAUUACAAAUAAACUAAAUUAUGCAAUAAACUGAAACCA